Molecule: messenger RNA, 824 nt
Organism: Populus euphratica (Euphrates poplar)
Lineage: Eukaryota; Viridiplantae; Streptophyta; Magnoliopsida; Malpighiales; Salicaceae
Product: histidine-containing phosphotransfer protein 4-like
Exons: 6
Coding region: 85-519 (144 amino acids)
Biological process (GO): phosphorylation; cytokinin-activated signaling pathway; phosphorelay signal transduction system
Cellular component (GO): cytoplasm; nucleus
Molecular function (GO): histidine phosphotransfer kinase activity; protein histidine kinase binding
Source: RefSeq, a predicted model, not a curated record
UGAAAAGAUACACAGAGACCCUACUGGUAGCCAGAGACUUUAAUAUUCUUCCCCACCACCGUUUCUGUCAUCAAGUCUACACAGAUGGACAGAAAACAAUUGCAACACCAGGUCGCCUACACGAGGAGGUCCCUGUUUGAUCAGGGAUACCUUGAUGACCAAUUCAUUCAGCUCGAGCAUUUGCAAGAUGAAGCAAACCCAAAUUUUGUCGAGGAAGUUGUGAGACUGUUUUACAGUGAUUCAGUAAGAUUGAUUCAGAACAUUGAGCAGGCGAUGAUCAAUAAGCCUAAUAUUGAUUUUGGUAAGCUGGAUGACUACAUGCAUCAGUUCAAGGGUAGCAGCUCAAGCAUUGGAGCUAAGAAGAUGAUGAAGGAAUGCUCAAAGUUCAGGGAAUAUUGUUGUGCAGGAAACAUCGAAGGAUGCAUCAAGACAUUGCAGCUACUCAAGCAAGAGCAUGCCACUUUGAGGAGGAAGCUAGAGACCUACUUUCAGCUGGUAAAACAAGCUGGACUAGCCUAGAGUGCCUGAAGUAAUAAUACAAGAGACCAGCAAUCCUAACCAGCAUUUUGUGGAAUAAUUUUUGUAGACGCAUAAAGCUGGAUUAAUAUACUUUUGAGCUAUAUGUUAUGGAUUCGAAAAUCUCACUACUAAUGAUUCCAGUAAUUUCUCAUGGCUUUUAUCCGUGCAUGAUGAUGUAUGAUAGAGUUGCAUUGCAAAUUGCAAAGACAGAGAGCACCAAGGCCAGGCUCUCAUACGUUUAGCAGAAACUAAUGUAUUGUCAAAAGGAUGAUCUAAGCGAUGUUUAUCCAAGUCAUUAAACCCAA